Molecule: messenger RNA, 2470 nt
Organism: Frankliniella occidentalis (western flower thrips)
Lineage: Eukaryota; Metazoa; Arthropoda; Insecta; Thysanoptera; Thripidae
Product: fibrous sheath CABYR-binding protein-like
Exons: 8
Coding region: 113-2143 (676 amino acids)
Source: RefSeq, a predicted model, not a curated record
CCAGGGGCCUCCACCGGGGCAGGGACCCCGACCAGGCCAGGGGCCUCCACCGGGACGACGACCCCCGCGGGAGCAGGGACCCGUACCAGAUGUUCCGUUUGAUGACGCUCCCAUGGAGGAGCCCCCAGCGCCGCCUGGUGAACUUCUUUUCCUCUUAGGCCUCGCUGAGGUUGAAUGGGUAGACCAUCAGGAUGGCGAUGAUCUCAACGUCCUUGACAUGUGCAUAUCCCCCCCCGAGUCACCACCUAUGUCACCACUGCCACAGCUUCAACAGGAAGUUGCGCAUCCGGCUGGAGAGAAUGGUGAGGAGGUUCCCUGGGAGCAUCGUGUUGCUGUAACACCCCCACGCGCCCCUGCCAGGCUGCCUACGCCACCCAUUCUCCUGAGCCCGCCUGUGCGCAGAGGUGCGCAUCCGGCUGGAGAGAAUGGUGAGGAGGUUCCCUGGGAGCAUCGUGUUGCCGUAACACCCCCACGCCCACGCGCCCCUGCCAGGCUGCCUACGCCACCCAUUCUCCUGAGCCCGCCUGUGCGCAGAGCUGAGGAUCCUGUAGCCGAGGACGUCGUCGUCCACCCCGUCGGCGUGCACAUGGCGCGACGGCGGGAGCAGAUUCGGAGGGCGGCAAUGGCUGCUGCAGCGGCGCAGCAGGGCGCGGAUGGGGGGAUGAUAGUUCAACCGGCAGGUGCAGAGGUCAACGCGGUGGCCAUGGGCGCGGAGGUCAGAGACGAUCUCGACGUGCCACCGCCACCCCGGUCACCAGGACGGAUAAGUCCAGAGCCAGAAAGGACACCACCCGCCUCGCCUGGGGUGCCAGCACCACCCCCACAGCCCCAACCCGAUCACGGAGAUGAAGGUGCCGAAGCGGAUUGGCCUGUUCGGCGUGGGCGUGGAAGGCCCCGACGUGUGCCAACGGGGAACACCCCGGAGCGCGUCCGCCGGCCAGUGGGGAGGCCUCCCCGGGUGCACACGGGGCACACCCCGGAGCGCGUGCGCCGUCCAGUGGGUCGACCACCUCGUCGCCCUCGCCAGCCGCGAGAGCCGCGAGAGCAGCGAGAGCCGCGAGCGCGACAGCACCGCCGCCGCAUACUGCCGAUUGGUGACAUGGAGGACGAUGCGGACGAGCCGGAGGAGCGCGGUCUUGAAAUGAUUGGCCAGGACGUCGGGCCAGAGGACGUCAUUGUCAUCGACGACGACGAGGAGGACGACAACAUCGGCGGUGCCGAUCAGCUGGGAGGCCGUGCACCAGCGCCCGUCGCUGUAGAUCCGAACCUGGCUGAGUUCCGCCGCGUGCGCGCUGAGCAGGAGGAAGAAUACAACGCUGGCCUCGCUGUGGACCAGGAGCGUCAGCGGCUGCGCCAGGAAGCAGAGCGGGAGGACCGCGAGCGCGCCGCUGCCGACGAACGGCUGCGGGAGGCACUCGCUGCUCGGCGCGCUGAAGCCGUCGCGGCGAUGGAGGCACUGGGCGAGGUCGGCGACGGCGACGGCGACGUCUACGAGGUGGCCUUCGUGUCCCCCUCGGGACAGCGGUGGUCCAGGUUAUUCCGGUCAGACACCCUGCUCCAAAAUCUCCGGACCGCCGUCGAGGCCCGGGAGGAGACGCCCUGGGGUUUUCGGCUGCGGUCGGCUGAGGACAACGAAGUAGUGGAUGUAGAGUACGCAGACGUAACUCUGCAUGACUUUUUCGUCACUGGCCGCCGCGUCCUGCUGCGUGUGGAGGAGGACGACGAGGCCCCACCCCCUGUAGCACCGCAGCCCAACCUCCAGCCCGAACCGCAGCCCAACCAACCGCAGCCUGCACAGCAGAACGAUCUCCAGCCCGAACCACAGCCCAACCAACCGCAGCCUGCACAGGAUAACGAUCUCCAGCCGGAACCGCAGCCCAACCCUCUCCAGCCAGCGGGGGCGCUUCCAGUCGCGCCAGGCAACGAUCCCCAACCGUGGCCAACGGCUGGCCCGGCAAAUGUUGAAGGGACCUGCGUAAUUUGUCUAGAGGCAAGGUCUAUCAUGGCCUUUGUGCCUUGCGGGCACGUCCAAAUGUGCGAGCCCUGCUCAAAGAAUUGGAAAAGACAUACUCUUGUACAAAACAGAAAGUGCACCAUCUGCAGGAAGGUAGUGAAAAGCUUUUUAAAACUUUAUUUCGCCUAACAAGUUUAAGUUGUUUUUUUUUUUUUUCAGACGGGUCUUAAUUAAGGAUCAAGCUUUCUCCGUUCCUAUGACUUUUUUUUUACUUCCUUUGAUUUGUUGUCAUUGCUGGUAGGAUUGCUCUUGUGCUCUUUAAAGCUCUUAUCUCUCCCUAUUAUCUUUUGAUUUCACAGAGUUCUCUGAAAUGUAAAACAUACAAGCUGAAUGUAUAUAAAAACACUUUUUAAAAGAGGACAUGCAGUGUAAAAUCAGGUGUUUCAAUCAUUUGUUUAAGAAAAGCAGAAACUUUCCAUCUGUUAUGUGUACUGAUUAAAAGUGAAACUUCACUGA